This is a messenger RNA of Vicia faba (fava bean), 762 nucleotides long. The record is from the annotation of a GenBank genome assembly. NCBI's taxonomy places the organism in Eukaryota, Viridiplantae, Streptophyta, Magnoliopsida, Fabales, Fabaceae.
AUGCCUUUCGUUGUUGAUGUUUCAGGUAUCCAGUUGAUGCUUUCAUGGGAGCCAAAAUUCAAUCUGUAUUGGUUUGGCAUCACUCUAAUUUACGAUAUAGAGCAGUCUAAUGAACUUGUGAUAGAUUUUAUAAUGCAACAACCAAAGCUUUUUGAUGGCUACAAGUUCUAUUUCAUUGGAGGUUUCAUCCCAUCGUACAAAGGCUAUCUGCAAGACCUUUGCCACGUCAUAUGCAUCCACAAGUACAAGAUAGAGAUUCAGGUUUUCCAUGGGGGAAGCAGUUGUAACUUUGUGUUUUGGAAUAGAGAAUGUGAGCUUCUUCUGGGUUUAUCUACUGCCCAACUACGUCUUACUAUGAUCAAGUUGCUGAAUUUGGAGAUGGCAUUUAAGGUGAAGUGGCAGUCGCGAUGGAACAACUGCUCUAUUGUGAGUAUCCUUAGGGAUGAGCCUUUUAUCAGGCAGCUUAAGGCUCCAUGGGACAUAGACGAGGAUAAGGAAGUUGUUGUUGGCCCCUCCUUAACAUCUGAUCCUCUGCAGGUUAAGGAGAGUGUCGAUGAUGGAAAAACAGGUGUGCCCAAAGAUUGUGUAAAGGAAACAGAUCUCGAGAUUACCUCUAAGCAUAACCCGGAUCCAAUGACACCUAUUGAUAAAAGAGACUUUCCUGGGGGGUCAAGUAAAUCAACAACCUCAGAUGAAUUCUAUGAUGGACAUCUAUCUUCUAACAAGCUUAGGAAGAUAAUCAAGCUGGAGAAGAAUGAUUAG